GCAGGCGCAGAACAGGGCAGGGAGGCACGAACACACGCUUGGUGCCCGUCCACGGACGGACACCAAGCGUUUUAUUAGAGAGGAUGUAUACUUGUUCACUCAUCCAAAGUUAGCAAAAACUUAUUAAAAAGAGAGAAAGAGAAAUGGAGGAAGUAUGGUUUCUGUAAGUGUCGAAAUUGCUGAGAGGCCAAUCAUCAUCAUCCCAAGGUCCUGUAGCCAUGGACACAGUGAAACCACUUAUAACUUGAAAGUGAGAAGAUAGUGACAGAAAAAUACAACACACCUUGCUAUGCGAUCCUAUGCUUAUUUAACUGGGAGUAAGGCUUCUUGAACAGAACGCAGUGGAAUUUCUAACAUCCGUUCCCUUACACCUAGCAAGGUACCAGGCUAUAAAGGUGGUUGGUUUGGCUUUCGAGAUCCUGGUUUCAGCUUUGAGGUUCCCCCAGAUCUAGGCAACAUUCAGAGGAUAAGCGAAAAGGAAAAUCAGGUGCACACACCAUUUCUGUCCUGCGGCAAAACACCUCACCUACCUACUCAACUAGCCAUAGGUUUGCAUCCCCACUGCUACGACUGUAACGGCCUUGCUUAAAGUGACAAUAUUGCCGGCCGGCUCCGCGCUAUGUCAUCCGGCCUGUCCGAACUUCGACUGGCACAGCUCAGGAGGAGACAGAGCACGCUGCGGCUGGAGGAGGGCGACGCGCUGAGGACGAGAUUCAGAAAAGAAGCCAUGGACAAAACCAAGUACUUUCUGCUCAUUGCCUUCUUUACUAUAAUUGUGUUCUGCAGUUCUGGGAAUGCACUCAGAUGUUACAGCUGUGAACAAAGUCCCAUGCUGUGUAGAACCAAUGUUACCUGCAGUUAUGAAGAUGAUGUUUGCUUGCAGAUCAGGUUUGUGAAUUUGAGAACCUACAGCUGCUGGAAAACAUCACGAUGCAAUACUAAUGAAAUUGCCAAUUACUUUCAUGCUGACAGUUUUAGAUUUCUUUGCUGCUAUAGAGACCUCUGUAACAAGAUGAGUCCACGCAUCUUGGUUAGUACUGCUGCCCUUGGUGUUUCUGCAAUGACUAUGGUAUGGAUGAUGUACCUAUAAUGUGGAGAUGAAAAGAAAUGUGUUCUCUGUCAAUCACACUUUUUUCUUUUGAGUUGGCAUGCCUGAAAUGCUUUGGAGAAGGUGCACAUUGUCUUUAACCAGAAAACUGUUGAGAGAGGAAGGUGCUUAUCAGAAGACCCCUGCUGGAUCAGUCCAAAGUCUUUCUAGUCCUGCAUCCUGUUUCCCACAUGGGCAGUCUGAGAAGUCAAAUUUUGUAAUAACAAAUGGCCAUAAUCAAUUGGAGGACUUUUUUUGUAAUUAAGUGUAAGUGGAAAGUACAAGAUAAUACAGUACUAAUACAAUAAUAAGUUAGACAAAACCUUAGCCAGUGUAUUCCAAUUGCAUUUAGGAUUGCAGCCUAAUAAAUACUUGCCCUCCAAUUUUUUAUUUAAGCCUGAAGGCUGAAGUGUGAAGGCUUUCUCUAAAAAGAGUUUGAGAAAAUUUUACUCUAGUCAGAGAGAUAUGAAAAGCUUGGCAUAUUGAUAGUGUUCUUAAAAACACAAGUCCCAGUGGAAAUCUAACGCUUAUUAGAAGAAAUGAUGAUCUGUCAUUCAUACUUGGUGCUUCUAUAGUUAUUCAAGAAAUGGACACACUCUCCCCCUCCAUUUCUUGCCACAUUUUUAAAACUGCCAAUAUUCUUACUAGCAUUACAGCAGUUUCACAAAUGUAUUGUGUGAAUAAUGCUUAUACUGUAUAAUAUGUCUGAACUCCUAGGAGAGCAUUGGCUUUGCUCACUUGCACAUCCAUUCAUUGAGCACUUAGAAUAGGCAGCAACCAUGUUCUACAAUAUAUGGAACUUACUUCAAUAGUUUUCCAAUGUAACAUGAUUCUAAGUAUAUACAGACACUUUAAAGAAAUAGUGCACUAAAUGUGGGGGCAGUUCACCCAGUUUCUGGAAACCUUCAUCACAAACACCAUCCAGGAGUAGAAUACUAUGUUAAGCUAAGCAUACUUUCUAAUUUACAGCAGUUGUGAGCAAAUAAUACCACAUUUUCCAUUGACACUUGUUUUGUCAAAAUGAAUUUUGUUAUAGACAUUCGGGAAAAUUGUUCAAUCAUGUGGAACAUGACUGAUGGUUUUUAAAAUAUAAUAAAUAUUUAAUAUAUAUAUAAAAAUGGUAAAUAAAACAAGUUUCUGCGUUGUA
Molecule: messenger RNA, 2234 nt
Organism: Hemicordylus capensis (graceful crag lizard)
Lineage: Eukaryota; Metazoa; Chordata; Lepidosauria; Squamata; Cordylidae
Product: CD59 glycoprotein-like
Exons: 6
Coding region: 620-1090 (156 amino acids)
Source: RefSeq, a predicted model, not a curated record